AUGGUUCACGCUCAGAAGGAGGCGGGCAAGGGACGGACGGGGUGCAAGGGUCGCCGGAGGGCCGAGAGGGCUUGUUUCUUGCCCAGCCUGCUUGUCUCUGAUCCUUGUUGUCAAGUGGGCGCCGAUCUCUGUGCAUUUCUGCGCGGUAACCGUCCGCCGCUUGGCGCUGUUCGCAUUUGGCAAUUGUGUGGGUGGCGGCAGAACCUCAAGGCUGAGCUGAUUGACUCGAUAUGGCUUGCCCCCUGGUUGCAUUUAAGACAAGGGGAGCUGGCAUUCAUGCACGAUGGUUGCGUGUUUUUGGUAACCAAUUCAGUCCAAUACUCCUUCUUGUUGGAGAGCAACAUUUGGCUUGGUUCCUUGCUCUCAUCCUGA
Pyricularia grisea is the source of this 372-nucleotide messenger RNA. RefSeq lists its product as uncharacterized. NCBI's taxonomy places the organism in Eukaryota, Fungi, Ascomycota, Sordariomycetes, Magnaporthales, Pyriculariaceae. The record is from RefSeq and is a predicted model, not a curated record. The transcript has 2 exons. The coding region runs from base 1 to 372 and encodes 123 amino acids.